Messenger RNA from Acyrthosiphon pisum (pea aphid), 2394 nucleotides. It is a transcript of the gene Arp8, whose product is annotated as Actin-related protein 8. Bases 601 to 2280 code for a protein of 559 amino acids. The record is from RefSeq and is a predicted model, not a curated record. The transcript has 14 exons. Lineage: Eukaryota; Metazoa; Arthropoda; Insecta; Hemiptera; Aphididae.
CACAGUUAUCGCAGGUAGUUCAGGCGUGUCUCUUGUACACUAUAUAAUGAUUAUUACUGUUCACUCAAAACUGAAAUACAAAUUAAAACUGUUUCAAAACUAACUUAACUAAGUAUAAUUUAUUUUACUCGCGAUGUUUGAGUGGUUGACAAUUUAAUGUUUUCGCAUGUCCCUAUACAAAAAUAUAUAUAAGUAGACUGUUAAUAGUUGGCAGUUGCAAUAAUGGUACGUGUAACAGCGAUAUUGUGAGAUUGUACAGAUAGAUGAUAGAAUGGUUCCAUACUUCCAUGUGCUGCAGCAGUACAGAAUACAGAUUAGUUAAGGAGAUUCAACGAAUCGAUACGAUACGACGAUAAUGGUACAUUAGUAUUUAGUACCUAGUGAAAGUUCAAGUUAUGAUUUCAAUGAAAAAUUAAUGUACUUAGACGGGUGCUUAGUAGUUGCAGUAAACGGACGUGUAAUUAGAGCUCAUAAGUUCAUGCAUAUCAAUCUUGCUAUAUAAGGCGUAUUAAAUGGUAUUAAGAAAAAUCGGACAGAUGUAAGUUUGUAUAAUUUCGGCAAUAGAAUUAUCGGCGAAAAAGUAUCAUUUAUUAUAAAAUCAUGCCGACUGUGAAUGAGAACAAUUUGGAGUUAGAAAAAGUAUCGUCAAACUCAGUGAUCAUCAUACAUCCAGGAUCUUUGUAUCUACGAAUUGGCCGUGCGAGUGAUGUUACUCCAUUCAAAUAUGUUCAUGGUUUGGCCAGGGUUAAUCUACUUUCAGAGAUUAGAAAUAGGAGGGACCAAAUAUUACCAAAUUUCCCGUACAAAAACUCAGACACAUUAGCAGCCAUGGAAGACAGUAGACUGCAAGCGUCUCAUAUGCUACAGUCAAGCUUGCAGUCCAAUGGUGACAGAAGAUAUGCAACACCGCCUCAACAAAUAGCAGCUUAUAAUCGAAAUUCUGUCCCGAAAUACAAGGAUAAUGUACCACGUGCUCACACUAAGUCAUCUUUAGUUGGUGAUAUUGUGUAUGGAGAAGAAAUUUUCAAUAUAGCCCCUGAACUGGAUUAUAAUGUUUUCUUUCCAAUACUGAAUGGGGAAUUAAACAUUAAUGGCCAAAUUGGAGGUUCGUUAACAGCUGUUUUAGCAGAUCUGGAAACCAUUUGGACACAUUGUAUAAACAAAUUACUAAAUAUUAAGACUUCAGAAUUUCAUAACUACAAAGUGAUUCUAAUUAUUCCAGACAUAUUCAACAGAGUUCAUGUUAGAGAAAUGAUGUCAAUGAUAUUAUUGAGUAUGAAGUUUAAAGCUUGUCUUCUUAUACAAGACCAUGUUGCGGCAACUUAUGGUGCAGGUUUGGGUUAUGCAUGUGUGGUAGAUGUUGGUCACAGGAAAACAUCAGUGAGCUGUGUAGAAGAUGGUAUUUCUCAAAUAAACACACGGAUUAGAUUACGCUAUGGUGGAGGGAAUAUUACUCAAACAUUUCAUUGGCUACUUAAAAAAUGUAGUUUCCCGUAUCAUGAAUGCAAUCCCAUGACUAAUUAUUAUGACGCCAUACUACUAAAUCAAUUGAAACAAGAGUUUUGUCAUUUAAAUUUGGAUAGAUGUGGUGCUGUGCAAAAAACGGUGACCGUAAUGAGACCUACUAAAAAACAAAUACAAUACACAAUACAGGUUGGUGAUGAAGCAAUGAUAGCAGUCUUAGGCAUGUUCAAUCCAAUGUUGUUAGGUAUCAUUGAUAACAACCAUUAUGUGAUUCAAGAAGCAUCCAAGUCACUACCUGAAGAUCCUUAUGAUGAAGAAUUUUUAAGAGAAACCAGUAGACGUGGCACUGGUCGUGAAAUGGAAACUGAAACACAAAUCGAAAACAGUAUUGUGCACAACACUGAAGAAGAAAUAUGUGUUGAUCAAAUUGAAACUGCAGGAAAUUAUUUUGACAUUGAAACAGGAAGACCACAAAGUCUUGAUAAAGUCAUUGUACAAAGUAUUGAACGGUUAACUUCGGAUGAAAUUAAAAGAAAAAUGUAUAGCAGCAUAUUAGUGGUAGGCGGUGGACUUAAAUUUGAUGGGGCGUGCGCUUGGUUAAAAAGCAAAAUAUCAUUAAAUGCACAACAGGUUUAUUACGGAGGGCAUAUUGAAAUUAUAAGCUCACCAAAAGAUUUGGACCCACAAAUUGUUACAUGGAAGGGUGCCGCCAUACUUGCUGGUUUAGAAUCAUCUAAUGAACUUUGGAUAAGUGGUAAAGAAUGGUCUUCGUGGAGUAUUAGGAUUUUAAAAGAAAGAGCAAUGUUUAAUUGGUGAUCAUUGAUCAGUCAAUGUUGAUUUUUAAUUUUUUUUAAUUGUAAACAUGGAUUGGAAACUUAAUUUAUUUGUUUGUACAAAUUCCAAAAUAUUUUAAAAAAUAAUUUUUCUAGU